Molecule: messenger RNA, 6463 nt
Organism: Labrus mixtus (cuckoo wrasse)
Lineage: Eukaryota; Metazoa; Chordata; Actinopteri; Labriformes; Labridae
Gene: mki67
Product: marker of proliferation Ki-67
Exons: 18
Coding region: 182-6190 (2002 amino acids)
Biological process (GO): regulation of chromosome segregation; regulation of mitotic nuclear division
Cellular component (GO): nucleus; chromosome
Molecular function (GO): protein binding
Source: RefSeq, a predicted model, not a curated record
UUAAACUAGCUUCCGUUAGCUAUUCGUCAGGGUACGUUGUGGUGUGAGGUAAGAUGUCGAGUUUAUUCUUAGUCUGAUUAAAUACUACAGUGAACCCCCUCUUCGCCACAUCACGGUUGAUGUUUAUGGAUUACCAGAAGUUGACUUUUCACUAAACGGACUUACAGGUAACGUUACGAAAAUGCCAUUACAUGGGAAAAUAGUCGUGAUAAAGAGGAGUGGAGGAGAUGGGACCGAGUUCCCUCUAACUGCAACAUGCUUAUUUGGAAGGAAGCCUGACUGUGACAUUCGUAUUCAGCUUCCUCAAGUCUCCAAGGAGCAUUGCAGGAUUGACUUAAAUGAAAAUAAAGAGAUAAUUUUGACUAAUCUCAGCUCAGUGAAUCCAACUCGUGUCAACGGGGAGGCUUUGCAGCAAUCAGAGCGUUUGAAACAUGGAGAUGUCAUAACUAUAAUUGACCGUUCUUUCAGGUUUGAGUACCCUCCAGCACCCACACCAAAGAAGAGGUCCUCUGUAGGGGGCAAAACUGAGACCUUAAAAGUUCUUCAAGAUCAGCAAGUGGGAGACUCUGUCCCCUCUGAAAUAGGAGAGAAGAGGAUCUCUCAAGUGUCCACAGACCCUCACCUAAAAGAUGGAACUAACCACGACAACAUCCAGCGAUCCCUGGAGAAAACUGUGGAGAUGGAGACCAAGGAGGAGGGGAGCCAGCUGCAAAGCAAAACCGCCUCCCCCUUCAACGACCUGUAUCAGAUGAUCAAAAAAUCUCUGGAUGUCAAGACCCCUCGGAAAUCAUCCGCCAGUCUGCUUCAAACACCAACCUCGAGGUUUUGCACUCCAAAGCCUACUCCCGCCAGGAAAAGUGGUGGAAAACCUGCCCUCUCCACCGAAGACAAGAUCACUCCUAAAAAGGAUGAAGCUGAAGUCGAGAUGGAGACUGAAAAAAGAAGCAUUGAGACCCCGAAGUCUGUUAAGAAGCAACGGCGGUCCUCCCAGACUGCAACAGAGACACCAGGAGCUGAACCUGUAAAUUCUGCCAACUCUGAAACACCUUCACCUCAGAAGAGAAUCCGUACACCUCCCCAGAGGUUUACCGCAGGUGAAGUUGUCGAACAAAUCUGCGCUGGUUCUCCCAAGUCCCCCACGAGAAGGAAGAGCAAGGAGGCAACACCAGUCAAACCAGCAGGAAUAAAAGAAGAAGCAAAGCAAGAGGCGACUUCUCCCAAAGCAGAAGAAAAAAGAAGGGCGUCGCCAAGAAACUCUGGGAAAGUUGAAAAGGAUAAAGAGGCGUCCAAGAAACGCAAAAGUGGAGAACUUGGCAGUGACUUGCCAAAGUCCCAAAUGAAGAAGAAAAGGGUUUCCUUUGGAGGUCAAUUGAGUCCGGAGUUAUUCGACAAACGACUUCCUCCUGACUCUCCGUUACGCAAAGGAGCUGCUCCUCGAAGAAGCUUGUCUCUAUUAAAGCCUAAAUUGUCACUCCUUAGAAGAGCAUCGGUUAUUGGAUUGCUAAAGGAACAAGAAAGUCCUGGAAAAAAGAAGACUCCUUCACCCAAGAGGGCCUCAAGUGCCAAGAGUGCAUCUCCUAAAACUCCUACGCCUACAAAGAAGUCUCCCAAAUCAAAGUCCCCAUCUCCCAAGGCAGCAACGCCUGCAACAAAGUCUCCAAAAUCCAAGUCUCCGUCUACCAACAAAAUGGAAACUCCGAAGAGCACCCGACUGACCCCCGCAGUGCAGGGGCGCUUCUCUGUGUCACGCAUCAGCACACCAUCUCCAGUAGCAGAAGAAGCUGUUACUCCUAAACUACCAGGGGGGAGGAAGAGCAUCGUGCGCAUGACGCCGAAAGUGACGAAGAGUGCUGUAAAAGUAAUGGUCAGAAGAAGUGGCAUUUCACGGGCAUCUAUGAAGGCCAAAAACUCCUGGGCUGACAUGGUGAAAUUUGGACAACCUAAGACUCAGGUGGCAGCUCCCGUCACAAAAGCAGUCAUCAGGAAAACAAAGAAGAAGGCAGCUGUGCCCAAACCACAGACCCCUGCAAGAGCAAUCCCUGGCCACUUCAGCACUGGCCACGCUUGUUCCCCUGUUACCAUUGUCGUUAGCAGAGCCCAGAAACAGAAGUUGGUACAACCAACUGGUGCCGCACCACGCCUGGUCACCAACAUCGCUCUCCUGAAAAAGAACAUGAAAAUGGACGAGGACUUGACCGGGGUUUCCGAGAUGUUUAAAACUCCUGCAAAUGAAAGGAAGACGAGGUCUGUUAUUGAUGAAAGCAGCACCAUGAAGACACCAAUGGCAGGUCUGGAAACGCCUUUGGUUGAACCAUCUGUGCUCAACACCCCGGAGGAGACAGGCGAGAUGAUGGUAUCUCCACUCAGUGUUUCCGUCAAAGACAGAGAGUACAACAGUGAGGCAGUCCAGCGCCUCCUGGUUGGAGAUCAAGACUCAAGCUUUGUCUCAGACGUUCCUGCCUCAGAGACUUCGUCUGAGGAUCCCGUUGAACAGCAGUGCACAGAUGUAAAGACCGCCUCCGUAUCAACUUCUAAACAGAAGCCCGAAUUACCGGACUGUCUUACUGGAGUGAAGCGAGUUAUGAAGACGCCAAAACAGAAGGCAGAACCUGUAGAAGACCUUAGAGGGAGACUUCUGAAAACUCCCAAACAGAAGCUGGAACAGCAAGAGUGUCUCACCGGAGUGAAGAGGAUCAUGAGGACCCCAAAACAGAAAGCAAAGCCCAUUGAGGACCUGAGAGGGAAAAUUCUGAAAACUCCAAAGCAGAAACCGGAGCAACAAGAGUGCCUCAGCGGAGUGAAGAGAAUCAUGCAAACCCCACAACAGGAGGUGGCACCUCUUGAAGACAUCAAGAUACAACUUCUGGAGACUCCCAAACAGCAGCCUGAACAGCUUGAGUGCAUGACUGAAGUUAAAGACAUCAUGCAGACCCCAAAACAGGAGGUGGAACCUCUUGAAGAUGUUAAAGGAAAACUUCUGGAGACUCCCAAAGCUCCAGAGGCCAGGGAUGCUGGUAUGGAGACACCAGUACACAUGCAAGAAUCUGAGGCUGUCUCUGAAGUGUCAGAAAUGAAAACUCCAAACACGAAGAGCUCCCCACUAGUCUGUCUCACUGGUAUCAAGAGAAUCAUGAAGACGCCCAAGGAGAAGAGUGUAUCUGUGGAGGACAACUUUGGUAUCCAAACACUCAUGAAAACACCCAGACUGAAGGGCAACACACAAGUGGAAGACUUUGAGGGACUUCAGGAGCACAUGGAGGAGCCAACGAGUCAACCCACUGGACAACAGGAGACAGAGGAGAUUGAAGCCCAAAAAGACUCUGACUGUGAUGCAGAAGAUGCAAAAGAACUGGACUUUGCUCUGGAGGAGCCACAAGACAAUGUGCCAUCUGUGACUGAUGAUGUUCCCCAAGUUGACCUGGAAGAAGAAGUAGAUGUAAAAGAAGCUUUCACUGAAGACCACUUUGAGGAGGUGCCAAGAGAUGAUCAUGAGAAAACAUCAGAGGCCAUGGAAACUGUCUGUCAAGAAGCUGCUGACGAGAUCAAGCCCGAGGAGCAGGAUGCAGUCGAUGAGAAUUUGUCUGAUGAACAACCCCAACUGGAGACGGCAACUGGCAAUGUCAUGGAAACAGAAACAUCCGAAACCGAUCCUAAACCCCAAACACCUGUAACAGCGAUGUUACCAGAGGUGGAGGAAGCAGCUGUGACCGUCACAGAAAUAGAACCAACAACCUCAGAUCCUGAAGCCCAAACACCUGUAACAGAGAUGUUACCAGAGGUGGAGGAAGCAGCUGUGACCGUCACAGAAAUAGAACCAACAACCUCAGAUCCUGAAGCCCAAACACCUGUAACAGAGAUGUUACCAGAGGUGGAGGAAGCAACUUCCAACGUCACAGAAAUGGAAACAACCGCCUCAGAUCCGGACCUUGGGAAGAAACCUGUUAGAGGCAGAAAGGCCAAAACAGUGGAAACCAAAGCAGCGGAGGAAAAUCAAGAGACAGCAGAACAACCUGAAGAGCUCGCUGUCCCCGCUUCAGUCAGAGGAAGAAGAGGGAAUAAAACUGAAGCUACUGCAGCCCCUGCUGUUAGACAGACAACAAGAGGCAGAAACACAAAGAUCACUGAGAGCAAGGGUGUUGAGCCCGCGGCAGAGAUCAGCGAGUCUCUGCCUUCUGAAGUCGCUGUUAAGCCUAAAAGAGGAAGAAAUGCCAAAAAGGCUCCUGAAGAUAAAGCUGUAACUGAAUCUUCCACCACAACUAUGCCAGAACCAGAGAGCCAACUGAGUCUCCCAGCAGAAGUUGACCAGGAAGCAAAUGUCACUGAAGUUCCUGUGGAGGAGGCUGUGAUGAAGCCCAAAUGUGGGAGAAGAGCUAAACAACCUGAAGAAGCAGCUCCACAGCAGAAAGAUGUUGAAGUUCCCACAGCUGAUGUAGCAAAUGAAGCAGAUACCAAUGAAGUCUGCAGUGAGAUGCCUGAGGUGGUGCCAAGCAAAAGUGUUGAGAAUGAAUCUACAAUUCUCAUUGAAGCUGCUCCAGCGGCUCCUGUUUCUGAGAGUUUACCCGUAGUGGAGGCAGAAACUGAUGCAGCUACCGUUCAGAAGAAGCCUGUUCGAGGCCGAAGGGCAAAAACAGUGGAAUCCAAAGUUGAGGAAAAACAAGAAGCAGAAACAGAACACCACGAAGAGCCUGCUGUCCCUGCUCCAGUCAGAGGAAGAAGAGGGAAGAAAACUGAAACUGCUGCACUAGCUGCUGUUAGGCAAAAAACAAGAGGCAGAAACACAAAAUCUCAGGAAAACACCUCUGAUGAGCAACCUGAAGUGAUGCCAGAGAACACUGUGGAAUCAACCCAGAUAAGCAAGCAGUCCUCUGAAGUGUUGACUGAGCAGACUUCUCAAAUUAAUACCCAUGAAGAGGAUAAAGAUUCUGAACCCCCUGCAGAGGAAGCUGCUGUUAAACCAGUCAGAGGGAGGAAAACUAGACAAACUCCUGUUGAGCAGCAAGGGCCCAAGAAACACGAAGUAUCUAAUGACGAGGAGCCAACAGCAGAGGCUGAACCUCAAAAGUCCAUUCCUAGUGUUGUAAAACCCAAGAGAGGGAGGAAGACCAAAGCAGAUACAGUUGAACAAAAUGAGGAGGCAGAAGAAUCAGUCGUCACUGUGGAGACCAAACAGCCAGCUCAACCUGCAGCCCGGGCUAAGAGGGGAAGAAACACCAAGAAGGAAGAAGAAAAGCAAGAGAGCACUGAGACUUCUGAGUCCACAGAGCCCGCUAAAAAAGUUAGGAGAACCAGGAAGGCAGAGCAACAUCAUGAAGAAGUUGAAACAGUUGUACCAGAUGAAGCUCCACUUGUUGAGGAAGAAGUGACGAUGGAGGAACAGGAAUCAGUUGCUACAAAACCCAAGAGAGGAGGGCGCAAAACCACACAAGAUACAAAGAGUGAAUCAACCGAGGUCCCUGCUGUCAGCACAACAGACAAACCUAAACGGGGCAGGAGAGGGAAACAAGUAACUGAAGAGGCUGUAGUUGCUGCUGUAGCUGAGGAGGAACCAGAGGCAGAGGAGGAGGUCGAUGCUGAGCCAGAAGCCCAGGCCGAUAAACCAAGCCGGGGAAGGCAAACCAAAACUUCAGUGAAAAAAGAGGUUUCAAAAGCCAUUCCACCAAAGAGAGCUAGACGAGGUGCAGCUGCCCCCCUUGAGGAGACCAACACUAUGACAUCCAGCUUGACAGAGUCUGCAGCUAUUUCAGUGGAGCCAGCCAAAAGGGGGAGACGAGGAGCAGCAAAGCCCACAGAUGAUUCCAAGGUGACUGUGGAGCAGGCACCUCCUGAGGAAGAAUCGAGUAGCGCUGUUGUAGAAGAGCCCAAAGGCUCCAAAAGAUCUGUGAAGUGGAAACCAGACUUGGAGGUCAUUGAGAUAACAAAAGUAACACCUAUUAAGGCAGUGCGGGGUAGGAAACCAAAACUCGCUGACCAAGUUGAGGCAGGAAAGAAAAAUAUGUCAAAAGAUGCCAACAGUGCUGAAGAGAAGGAUCUCUCAGAUGCAGCAGUCGAAGCUCAGCCCGCCAAGAGAGCCAGGCGAGGGGCAAAGGUCGUCAACGUAACCUCGGAUGAAGCUGAGUCCACAAGCAAGGAGGAGAGCGUUGAAGCUGAGACUCAGACAAAAACCCGCAGAGGAAGAUCAGCAAAGAAAUAAAAAGCCUAUGUUUAUAGUCUUAAUCUUAAUGACUUUUUUUUCCAUUUUAACAUCUUUUUGUACUUGUGAGGUUUUACAUUGUAUGGCAUUUUAUUGAGUAGAUUCAUAGACUAAAGAUUAAGCACUGCUUUAUUUCUUCUUUUUUUUCAUUACCCAGGGAAUCUUGUUUUAAACAUUUACGUUGUGACAAGUUGUAUGUUUUCGUUUCUUCAAUGCUUUACAGAUAUUUUUAUGGUUAAAAAAUGGUUAUUAAAUUUUUUGUACUAUGGAAAA